This is a messenger RNA of Sitodiplosis mosellana (orange wheat blossom midge), 6169 nucleotides long. It is a transcript of the gene tn, whose product is annotated as RING finger protein nhl-1. Gene Ontology annotation, biological process: proteasome-mediated ubiquitin-dependent protein catabolic process; protein polyubiquitination; negative regulation of translation. NCBI's taxonomy places the organism in Eukaryota, Metazoa, Arthropoda, Insecta, Diptera, Cecidomyiidae. Bases 1856 to 5794 code for a protein of 1312 amino acids. Gene Ontology annotation, molecular function: ubiquitin protein ligase activity; metal ion binding; translation repressor activity. The transcript has 19 exons. The record is from RefSeq and is a predicted model, not a curated record.
AGUCGAAAACAGAUUCAAAUCAAAUUUAGUCCACAUUGGAGGCACUCAGCAUAACAAAUAUACAUACACAUAGUUUAAGUGUUAUACAGUUCAUUCAGACCAUUAUUUGCGCCGAUUGUCACUUGUUGGUAUCUGUCACACUUGAUUAUUCGGUUAAAUAUUUAUUUUGACUAACUAACUAGGAAAAUUCGUGAAAUUUGUGUGGGCACUCACAAUCAUCAUUCAACCAUCUCAUGCAUUGUUAGAAGUGUAAUCCUCUAAUUGCACUCAGGCAUAAUCGAUACACAUCAACACUGAAUUAAAUUCAAAGCGAAAAGACAAGUCCUCGCGAGAAAAAAAAGCAGGAAAAAUUCGAAAAAAGAUCAGGCGAUAAGAAAAAUUAUUUGCCUUUCGUUUCCAUUUCACUUAACCAAUUUCCCCCUAUGUGAUAUUAUUCAUUCAGUAUAUUGUUAUUGCACAAAUUCACAAAUCAAUAUAAGUUUAUUUAUUUCGGUUUCAUCUGAUAACGUUAUCAAUAUUUCUUUCUUUCUUUAUUAAGAUUUAUUUCAUUGUUGAAAUAUCAAAAGACUUAUUAUUAUUCCUCAAUAAUAAAGAAAAAGAGAUAGACCGUAUACAAAGGACAACUUUUUUUUACCAAUUUAACCGUCAAAGCAAACAAGAGUUCGUCGAAAACUGAUGAUGAAGUUUAAUUCGAUUUUUUGUGAUUCGAUUGCAAGAAUAAAACAAAAACACAUAAAAGUCGGCGCGUAACGUCGUACAUACACACACUCUUGUGGAUAAAUUGCAGCAAGUUCUUUUCUAUUCGCAUACUGUAAGCGCACAAGGAAAUUGUGUAAUAUGUUUGAUUUGAAACACAUACAUGUAAUUAGCUAUUUGAGUCAGUGCCGUUUCGAAAAUGCCUGGGGCUACAACGCGCAUCUAGCUGCUACGCAUACCAUCAAUAUAUGAAAGAAAUCAUAAAAUGAAAAAAAGGAGACACACACACAUCCGCUCAAAAUGAGAAGAGAAAACCAGUCGAAACAAAUAAGAUAAAAUGGAUAUUGUACAUUUAAAAUCUGAACCUGCGCUGAAUGUCUGGAUUUUCUAUUGAGAACAACAUUGAACGAAGAAUUUAUUUAGCGUUUUAACAAUUUAAAUUACGAAGAUUGUGCAAAAGUAUUGUGAUAGCCAUCUUAAUUUAGCAGCAUCAUUUGCCAGGCGAAAAGUUUCACAGUGGAUACAACGCUUUCACAUCAUUCGGUGUGUUUUCGAGACAAAAAAUAUUUUUGUCUCACAACCGAAUACAUUUCACUCGCACGCGCACGAGUUGCUAAUAAUUUCUAUUCUAGUCAUUCAUUUCGUGUCAUUUUCACCAGUUUUGAAGUAGUCUUCGAUCUACAAUCAUCAUAUACCGACAGAAGUUUGAAAAAAGGCGAUAAAAGUGUCAAUAAAAAACAAAGAAUAUUUACAAGACGAUAGUUCAAAAUUUAUUUGUUCCUGCGAACACCUUCACAUUACAUGCACGCAUUGAUUAGAAUUAGAAAAUUGUUUUGAUAAGAAUUUUUAUUACAAAAGCAAAGUGAAUUUAAGGUCGACCUCGUUGAUGAUACACGCGAAUGAUAUGUGUAAUUUAAAGUAGUUUAAAAAAAAAUACUGCGUCUAUCUAUGACGGCCACGGCAUUGUGUGAAAUCAUAGUGAAUUCAAAAUUUGAUCGGAGAAAUAAAAAAAUCAAGGAAUAUAACGUAUAGAGUCGAGAAGAGGCAUUUUUGGUGCCUCGGAUAAACAACAACAACAACAAAAAACCGUUGGAUCUCGCUCAUUCAACAACAAUUGUACUUACUCUUCAGUCGAUACAUAAAAAGAGUAUAAAAAAGGAUGGAACAUUUUGAACAACUUCUAACGUGCUGCGUUUGCUUGGACCGGUAUCGCAAUCCAAAAUUGCUACCGUGUCAGCACUCGUUUUGCAUGGAACCAUGUAUGGAAGGGCUAGUCGAUUAUGUGCGCCGACAAGUCAAGUGCCCCGAAUGCCGAGCAGAACAUCGCAUUCCAUAUCAGGGCGUCCAGGCCUUUCCAACCAAUGUAACUUUACAGCGAUUUUUGGAACUUCGCAUGGAAAUAACCGGUGAACCACCAGAUCCUACGUCUGGCCAGAUAAUGGAGCGUUGUAAUGUGUGCUCAGAAAAGUCGUAUUUAUCACCGUGUGCGCAUUGUGACAAAAAAAUCUGUGAGGAUUGUAAAAGCGCACACAUGGAUAUAUUGCGUCGUGAGAUCAAUCGCAUCAACAGUCAAGUACGGCGCGGGGUCAAUAGACUACAAGACUCUUUAGCUAUUGUGGAAAAAAAUACCUUAGGUUUACAAUCGAAUUGUUUAAGCGUGUCUGAGGAGGUCGAGGAGAUAUAUCGCCGUUUGGGCAAGGCACUCAAAGAUCGCACCGAUUUUCUGCGCACCGAAAUCGACCGAUAUUUAACAACAGAACUGAGAAACUUGACCACAUUAAAGGAAAACCUUGAUUUAGAAAUCGCAAACAUUCAAAGCAACUGUGAUGUUGCCGAUAAAUAUAUGAAUGAGAACAUUGAAUGGGAUGAUUGUGAAUUAAUGGACACGAAGGAGAUUUUCUUACGCACGGUUGAGUUUUUGCGUAGUUUUGAGUACGAAAAUACCGAUUAUACGAGACGUGUACGGUUCUUGAUGUCUAUCGAUCCAAAUCAAUUGGUUAUGAGUGUGAGUCGAUUUGGUGAGCUAAAUAUUACGCCGGCACCACAUUCAGCAGGAGUAAGUAGCGGCAGCAAUUCUUUACAACCACCCUCAGGACCGGGUCUAAUGCGAUCAAAAAGUGAUCAUCGCUUAGCAACACAAUUUAGACAGCAGCAAGAAGAGCGUGGAAUUCGAGAUGAAGACGAACCGGUGCUAUCUGGACGCAAAUUUGGUGAACGACCCAGCAGAAUGACGACCAAUGAUCGUUAUGGAAAUGAUGGCGGCAGCAGUCGAUAUUCAAGAGGGGGAAACGAAUAUGAUUACGGAAAUGAUUAUGAUGAAUCAUCGACCCGUUCCCAACCGAAAUCACGUUUCCGCUCACGAUUUGUUCGAAGCCAUCAACAAGACGACUCGGACACUGAACAAAACCGUGCCGUUCGUUUCCAUGAAAAGGAGAAGGAAAAAGAACGAGAACGUGUUUUGGACACUGAACAUGUUUCACGUGGUAAUUUGAGCGGUAUAAUUCGAUUGGCUGAUUCACCAAGAGUUAUGAAGCGACUUCAAGAAAGUGAUCGACCGAAGAAGGAAAAGAAGGAACCAGUUCCAACACCAGCCGCACCAAAACAACCGACAGUUCAACCAAAACGACCAACCACCAAUGCACCACCGGCUCAGCGUCAAAUGUCCGAAGACGAAAUCGAUCGCAUUAAACGACAAAACAAAGGUUCUACAUCGACUACCACUACUCCAGUCACACCAGCACCAGAACCAGAAAGACCUAUUUCUGAACGUGUUGCCGCUUUAAAAACUCGAACAACGUCAAACGUUAGCAGUACGGCCAGCGAUGAUAGUGAUAAUGGUUCAGCUACAUCACCUGUGCGUCGUACACCGCCCACACAUGCUGAGGCUGACACGGAAGAUUCUGAUGGUUCAAUAACAUCUCAUCAACAGCCAAUAAAAACAGUAAGCGCUGGUGCGCCGUCAACAGUAGCCAAAAAGCCGCCAACAACACGUUCUGGCAGUACGGACUCCACCACGUCCACUGAAAGUUCAGCAUCUUCCACAACGGUCACAUCAACCACACGGAAUGUACAGAGUGCCACAAAGCAAACGACUAAACCAGAAGUUCCACAAGUCUCUUCUAGGCCACGUGGCUCCAUUGAAUUGGUGCCAGAGAAGAAACCUUUCAAAAGUCGCUUCUUACCCAAUCAUCAAACAGCCAAAAAAGAUGAAACUGAAAGCAGUAGCAGCGAAGAAGAAACGACAAGCGAAGAAUCGGACAACGACGAAGAAGAACAAGUGCCAAAAAGCAGUAUGGCAGUGAAUGGUGCGACUCGUCGUGAUUCAUAUGCAAAUCGAAACUCCCAAUCGCGUGACUCACACGUAGAUCCAAUACGCAGCUCUCGCGAUGAACCACAUAAAUCUCGCGUGGGUGGCUAUAGUAGCCCGACCUAUGGACGUGACAGCGACGACUCAAAAUCCACUGCAAUUUCAUCACCACGAUCACGAGCAACCGCCCAACAACAUAACGAAUACGAAGAUCACGGUAGUCGCUAUGGACCAGGCAGUAGUAGCUAUCAAAGCCGAUUUUUGAAUAAAAGCAAAAGUUCGGCCGUGGUUGCAUUACAACCAUCGAUCGAUGAUGACAAUACUGGUGAGGAUUCGGAUAACAAAUAUGGAACGGGUCGUUCAAGAUAUUUAGCGUUAAAAGAGCGGCGCAAUCGGCUGGCCAGAAGUCGUUCAUCGCAUUUAAUGGGAAACGAUGAUGAGGAUAUCCUGGAUCAGCCAGUAUCACCGACCACAGCUAGCCCAAAUGCUUAUCUCGCUUCCAGACGCUAUGGUGCGACAGGAUUGUCAAGUGGGGCUGGAAGCAGCAGUGGCGCCAGUGAUCUUGCCCGCAGUCGAUCAUCACAUGCUUUGAAAGCACGUGAAGCAUCUCCACUACGGUCGGCAACGACGUCAAUCGCAAAUGACGAUAAAGAUGGAGCUGCACUGAGCUCCUGGGCACGGUAUUUGAAGAACAAAUACGGUCAGGGUAACCGAUCAAAGGACUCGUCACGCGACGUUAACUCAUCAACUGCUAACACUUCAACAGCAGGUACUAGUAGUACCAGUGCAAACUCAAGACGUUUAAGUCUCGGCCUACCUUUGCGCCAAGCAAACGAAAUCGCAAGCUCUGAUGACGAUUCAAAAAACGGGCCAGGCUCCCCUACCACUACGGCGGCAACCGGUAUAACGGGCGUUCCAGGUAUCUCACCUAGAACGCAAUACCUGCAGAAGAGACGCCAAUUGUUUCAACUUGGUGGCCGGGGGAGUGAGCCAGGAUGUUUUACAUGGCCAAGAGGCAUAGCUGUCGGGCCAGAUAACAGCAUUGUCGUGGCGGACUCAUCGAAUCAUCGAGUCCAAGUUUUCGAUUCGAAUGGAAUUUUUGUUAAAGAAUUCGGUCAAUAUGGAAAUGGAGAGGGCGAAUUCGAUUGCUUAGCUGGUGUUGCAGUCAAUCGCAUUGGACAGUAUAUAAUAGCAGAUCGUUACAAUCAUCGGAUUCAAGUAUUGGAUCCACAGGGUAGAUUUUUACGUUCAUUUGGAACACAAGGCAUAGCCGAUGGCAAAUUUAAUUAUCCUUGGGGCGUUACGACUGAUGCUCUCGGCUUUAUUUACGUUUGUGAUAAAGAAAACCAUAGAGUACAGGUCUUUCAGUCAGAUGGCACAUUUGUUGGUAAAUUUGGAACGUGUGGAAAAGAAGAGGGAAAUCUCGAGCAUCCUCACUACAUUGCCGUGUCCAAUACGAAUCGCGUAAUUGUUUCUGACUCCAACAAUCAUCGUAUACAAGUAUUCGAUGUGAACGGACGCGUCUUAUCAACAUUUGGAAACGAAGGCUCUGAAGAAGGUCAAUUCAAGUUUCCAAGAGGCGUUGCGGUGGACGAUCAAGGUUAUAUUUGUGUUGCCGACUCUGGUAAUAAUCGCAUUCAAAUCUUCCAUCCAGAUGGAAGUUUCCUGCGAGCCUUCGGCUCCUGGGGUUCAGGUGAUGCUGAAUUCAAAGGUUUAGAAGGUGUUGCUAUCAUGUCAAAUGGAAAUAUAUUGGUUUGCGAUCGAGAAAAUCAUCGCGUCCAAGUGUUUUAAUUAUAACGCAAUGAUGUAUUGAAGAUUUUAAUUUGAUUACAAUCCAAAUGCAGUCGAGAGAAAGAAAAAAACCAAAACAAUAAUAAUGAUCAAAAAAAAUUAAAAAUUGAAAACAGAUACAGGAACAAUGAAGCUCAAAAUUGAUACUUUUACAGGAAAAUGCUGAUUCUUUUAUCAUAGGUAUUUACAAUUUUUUAGUCAUGCUUUGCAAAAUAUUGUACAGUUUACUUUAAAAUGUUGGAAAGAAAAUAAGUCGAAUUUUCCGGCGUGAAAAUUUUGAUUUUAUUUCUGUGCGAAUUCAGUAAAUAUUUAAAAAAUAAAACAAAAAAAAUGUAAAAAUUUUACUAUUGUUGAAUAAAGAUUUGUUUACAAAAA